AUGGACGCCAAGAACGACGUGGAGAAGGCAGACGAGGCGAUGCUGCCUGGUUUCAGGUUCCACCCGACAGACGAAGAGCUUGUGGGGUUCUACCUGAAAAGGAAGGUUCAGAAGAGACCCGUCUUCAUCGAGCUCAUCAGGCAGCUGGACAUCUACAAGUACGAUCCAUGGGAUCUUCCCAGUAAGUCUCUUUCUCUUUGUGCUAUCGCCUGUGCUCUAUUCUCUCUCUUUUCUCCAUCAUUCUCCUAUUAUAAAUAAUCGUUUUUUUCAAAGAAACACAUCUUUUCAAGAAGGCAGCCCAUUAUUCCCUCUUCCUCACAUGCUCUUUCAGCUGGCCUGUUGUUGAUCGUCCUCUUGUAUUGCCUUAGACGUGGCCGCGCCCUCUCUUAGUGGCUGUCUACCUCUGCGCUUGUUCAGCAUUUCAUCUCCUCCCCAUCCCCGGAACCCUACCUACUCCACCAGAAGCUACCCCUCCGUCCGCGAGUGCACCACUAGCUUUCACGAGAAGUCGUGGUUUAAGUUGACGGCAAGGCGAGGAUUUCAGACUCUACCCUCGUUCCUUUGAUGUCCCCACACUCAUGUAAAGUCCAGCACAGCGUGUACAUAAGAUAAUGGGAGUAUAGUUUCACAUCGAUGGAGUUUGGUCGUCGAGAAGGGCUUGGAAAACUCUCGCCCUCUCCAGAGAUGGGCACCCUUACGCGUCUAACAAUACAUAUAUAUAUAUAUAUAUAUAUAUAUAUAUAUAUAUAUGACUGUUAUCCCUCUGAGUGGGUCUUCUUCCUUGGCAUGAGAAGAGCUGGCGACGAUGGGAGAGAAGGAGUGGUACUUCUACUGCCCGAGGGACAGGAAGUACAGGAACAGCGCGAGGCCGAACCGAGUCACCGGCGCCGGAUUCUGGAAGGCCACCGGCACGGACCGGGCGAUCUACGCCUCCGAGGGGAGCAUCUGCAUCGGCCUGAAGAAGUCCCUUGUGUUCUACAGAGGAAGAGCCGCCAAGGGGAUCAAGACGAACUGGAUGAUGCACGAGUACAGGCUCCCAUCCCUCGGAGACUCUUCUUCCCUCCCCAGCAAGACCGUAGGCAAAGAGAUCUCUGCGAGUGUAAGCAAGCUACUCAUUCUCCCAUUACAACAUCCCCUCGCAUUGAUUUCUAAAAACUAUAGGUUUAACACUAUGCUGUUAAUCGGUUAAGAACAGUAAAGUAUUUGGUAUAAUUUCUGGGUUCUUCGUUAUUUGGUUUUAGCUCCGAAUAAAAACCCUUUGGAUUUCAGAAAAUCGGGCUUCGGCUUAACCCUCCCUCGUGCUACUCGCAGGACUCGUGGGCGAUCUGCCGGAUCUUCAGGAAGACCUGUUUAGUGACUCAGAGAUCUCUCUCCCAUUCAUGGGUUCCGCCGCUCGCAGAGGAGUUCCCAGUCUCCGGGACCCUUCACCGCCCGGAGCUCACUUCUGAAGGCAUCUCCUCCUGCCCGGUUGAAAGGAUGAGGUCAACCCAGCAGAGCGGGAACACCGAGCAUGAGCCGGCCCCCCACUCCGAUUACUCAUCUAUGGACAUCACUCCCUACAGACUCUCAUCUGCCGGUCUCCCCUCCGGCAUAACGACGCUUCUCCAGACCGAAGCGCCGGCGUCUUCAAGGUGCCCCCUCGACGGCGCCGCCUUGCUGCAGUACAUGCAGCCUCAGUUGGUCGGAGACGCAGAGAAGAACUCAUCGUCCUCCACGGAUUUCAAUCACCAUCAGCCGCAGCAACUUCACGCCUUCUCUACGAUCGAUUUGCUGCUGGAAAUGACGGGAAAUCUGGGAAGAAGAGGAGAGGAGAUGGGUACCAGGAAGAACCCGGAUGCCUAUUUCCAAGCUAAUAAUGGCGACAGCCACUGGGAGACUCUGAGUGCCGUUGCUCUUCCAUUCGCUCCACCGCAGAAUCGCCCGGCUGCAUGGAAAGCUGGGUUGGAGAGGGACUCAAUCUUUAAUUUACUAGAAAAUGAGAAAUACCUCUAA
Molecule: messenger RNA, 1992 nt
Organism: Spirodela intermedia
Lineage: Eukaryota; Viridiplantae; Streptophyta; Magnoliopsida; Alismatales; Araceae
Source: the annotation of a GenBank genome assembly